Effrenium voratum is the source of this 1245-nucleotide messenger RNA. NCBI's taxonomy places the organism in Eukaryota, Dinophyceae, Suessiales, Symbiodiniaceae. The record is from the annotation of a GenBank genome assembly.
AUGACCAUGGGUUCGCCUUCCGCCACGCCGACGGUCCGCACGCAGCUUGGCGGCGCCGUGCAACAGAACAGCGCGUUUUCCGUAACGGGUGUUCUGGAGCGUGCUUUCGCUCAGACCUUCACCGGGCUCGUCUACCCGCAAAUCUGGGAAGACCCGGUCGUCGACAUGGAUGCGCUCGAGAUCGGACCGGACGAUGCGAUCGUCGCGAUUGCAUCGGGCGGCUGCAAUGUGAUGAGCUAUCUGACGGCCAACCCGGCUUCGGUCGAAGCGGUCGACCUGUCGCCGGCCCACGUCGCGCUCAAUCGGCUGAAAUAUGCGGCGCCAAGGCUUCUGCCCGACCAUGCAGCGUUCUUUCAAUUGUUUGGCCGUGCCGAGGUGGCGGGCAAUGCAGCGCUGUUCGACGAUUAUCUCGCGCCGCAUCUCGAUGUGGAGACCGUCGAUCACUGGAACGGCCGCAAGGGUAUUGUCGGGCGCCGGAUCGAGAUGUUCGAACAGGGUUUCUACCGGUUCGGCGCGCUCGGCCUGUUCAUCGGAUGGGCGCACAGGAUCGCACGGCUGAAGGGUAUCGAUUUCUCCCGGUUCAUGGCGUGCCGCGACAUCGAAGAGCAGACGCGCUUCUUCGAAGACAAGGUCAAGCCGGCGAUCGACAGCCGCUUCAUCAAAUGGGUGACGCGCACCCGGGCAUCCUUGUUCGGCCUCGGCAUCCCGCCGCAGCAAUAUGAGGCGCUGGCGGGCGCCGCCGACGGUGACAUGCAUGCGGUUCUCACCGAGCGGACGCGAACGCUGAUGUGCGGUUUUCCGCUGUCGGAGAACUAUUUUGCCUGGGCCGCCUUCAAUCGCGGCUAUGACCCGUCCGGCGAAGGCCCGCUGCCGCCCUAUCUGCAGCGGGACAAUUUCGAGACGGUGCGCGCCAACGCGCACAAGGCAUCGAUCCGUAACCGGACGCUGACCGAUUUCCUGCGCAGCCAACCCGGUGCGUCGAAGGACUGCUAUGUGCUGCUUGACGCGCAGGACUGGAUGACCGACACGCAACUGAACGAUCUUUGGGCUCAGAUCACGCGCACUGCGCGCGCCGGCGCUCGCGUCAUCUUCCGCACCGCCGGUGUCGAGACAAUCCUGCCCGGCCGGGUGUCGGACAGCGUGCUCGGCCGGUGGCGCUAUCAUGAAGAGCGUUCCCGCAAGCUGCACGACCGGGAUCGCUCGGCGAUCUAUGGCGGCUUUCACCUCUAUACGCUGGAAGGUUGA